Molecule: messenger RNA, 2019 nt
Organism: [Torrubiella] hemipterigena
Lineage: Eukaryota; Fungi; Ascomycota; Sordariomycetes; Hypocreales; Clavicipitaceae
Source: the annotation of a GenBank genome assembly
GACUCUUAGCGCUAUGGGUGCUCUGUAAAUCUCAAAUCUCAGCAUCACUCACUUGGCGGCGUCAACCUCUCUACAGCACGUUGAGCGCUCCAGAUCUCGCCAUUAAAGAAUGCAACUGGCAUAAGACUACUCCAAAUAAAAUUGAAACAUCGGAUUAGCAACCACUUAGGUUGAUCUAGCGCUGAUACAGUAAGGACUAUGGUGGAAAGACAUGCGGCGAACGCAAGAGCACUGCGCUCUAAAAAAGGAUGCCCUGAGUGCAGAGCAAGGAAGAUCAAGUGCGAUGAAAAGGUUCCGCGAUGCACGCCGUGCGUCAAGACACAGCGAGUCUGCCAUCUGCAAGAUUCAGUCUUUAAACAACACAAAUCAACAGGUGAUAGCCCGCUGUCCAGUGGCGAAAGCCCAGCAUCACAAGUGUCAACGCACCAGGCGCAACAUACCUCUCCCACCAGGUGGCAGUCCUCUGCUCAUCAGUAUCCAAAGCUACACGCUGUACCACUACCAACUAGCCAAAAUAAUCCAAGAUUAGCGCCCGUGGAGUUGACGGGAAAGGACCUUCGAUGCACCCAAGAAGAGCUUUUUCUGCUUCGCCAUUACUGCUCCUAUUUGGCCCGAUGGAUGGACCAUCUGUAUCGCUUUGAGGUGUUCAGUCGGUCUGUGCUGGUGCUGGCCCGCGAGCACAAUAUGCUGAGAUUUGCCGCUUGCUCCGUUGCCGCGAAGCAACUCAGUCAGGUGAAUGGUGAACUUCCCAAAGCUGCAUACAGCGACACACAAGAGCGCAUUGCUGCCUCAAUCAAAAGCGGCCCAUAUGGCUUCGCUUGGUAUAGUGCAAAGUACUACGAGCUGGCCAUCCAGACCCUCACACGGUCCAUCUCCCGGAGUGAUGACCACAUCGUCAACCUAUCUGAUGGCGAGCUCAUGAUCCAUGCAGAUCAAGAGGACCCAAUUGUGCGAUUACUGGGGACCUGCAUGUUGAUUCAAUACGAACAUCUGGAUGCAAACAGACACGCAUGGUCGGGCCAUCUCACAGGGUUUUCUAAGUUGCUGGAGCUCAUUGACGGUGGAAGAAUUCUUCAAUCGCACCCUGAUUUUGAGCAGGUCUACCCAUGGACACGAGACAUUAUGAGUGUCAAGGCGUGUUUCUGGAACUUUAUCGUCAACGACCUCGAAGAGACCUUCAUUUCACGUCGGAGACCGCGCAUCGAUACAAAGAACCUAGCCCUCUGGCGCAACAUGGGCCUCUUUGUCGAAGACGACGGUGCAAUCAGCUUGUUAUCUGCCCGCCAGGCUCUGAUCACCUCAGCCGAGCACGCACAAGAGAAAGUCUUGACGUACACGCUGAUAUGGUAUCUAUACAAGCUAAUAGACUUGAUUGCCGUGCCCGAGACAGCAACCUCUGCCAUGACACCGCCGACGACAAACGCGCACGAUAGCGAGUUUACUUGGCUAGAGCAGCGAUUUGACGAAUGGUUUACCCUCCUUACACCGGCCUUUCACCCCGACGGCAAAUUCAAGGCAGCCGCCAGCGACGACUCGACGUCCAAGCAACGCGUCUACGAAAUGUGGUACUGCCAGGACCUCUCGGCCACGACGAUGCUCUACUACAACAUGGCGCGGAUCCUGCUACUCAUCCACCAGCCGCCCAACCGCCUUUUACAAUCAUCCUCUGACUUGUUGAAUGCCUUUCGCGAGGUGGAAAACAAGCUGUACGAGCACGGGUCGGAUAUCCUCGCCAUUGCGCGCGGCACGCUCUGCGAUGACGUCAAGUUGCGUGCCAUCCAACCCCUCUAUGUCGCUGGCCGCUGUUUAAAUGAUGACUGUGAUCGAGGCGCAGUGAUUGACUUGCUGGCGAGUAUUCAGGCUCGUCUUGGCGUGGCUACAAAGUAUAGAGCAGACGAUUUGGCGCGUGAAUGGGGGACGUCGAGUCAAAACGGCACGCCGCAGAGUUGAGGCUGUUCGAGUAUAUAGAUGUAAAGUAGAUAUGAAAUGCACCUUCUUGUGGAUCGAUCCGUCUUGCCU